CGUGCCAGUGUAGCGUGCAGGAUUAGAUCAGAUGGGUUUGUCUCGAACCCGCAACCUUCAGGUGUUUGAUACUGAGCUGAGUGCGGAUACUGUGGAGUGGUGUCCUCUCCCUCAAUACAAGCACAUUUUAGUCUGCGGUACCUACCAGCUUCAGAAAGAUGGUGACCAGAAUCCAAGCAGAAUUGGCCGACUGUACCUUUUUAAAUUUGAUCAACAAUCAUCUCUCACCCCUCUGACUGAGAUCCAACGCAUCGACACUCCAGCUAUACUGGAUCUAAAAUGGUGUCAUACAGCAGUGAGCGAACGACCUCUGCUGGGAAUGGCCACAGCGGGGGGAGAAAUCCAGCUGCACAAACUUCUGGACACACAAGAGAGCAGCUGUGCUCUGGAGUGGGUGCUGAGUACAGAGUUGGGUCCAGACAGAUUAGCACUGUCACUGGACUGGUCUACACGGAGAGGUGAAAGCGACACCCGGGUGGUAUCCAGUGACUCGACUGGGGCUCUGACGGUGCUGUCUCUGGGUGAGGCCAGUCUGACUGCUAUUUCCCAGUGGAAAGCUCAUGACUUUGAGGCCUGGAUCUCUGCUUUUAGUUACUGGGAUACACAGCUGGUUUAUUCUGGUGGCGAUGACUGUAAACUUAAGGGCUGGGAUAUGAGGAUGGGUCCCUCUUCUCCUACCUUUAUUAGUAAAAGGCACUCUAUGGGUGUGUGCAGUAUACACAGCAACCCUCAUCGAGAGCACAUCGUUGCCUCUGGCAGUUAUGAUGAGAACGUGUUACUGUGGGAUGGAAGAAACAUGAGACAACCUCUCAGCGAAACACCAGUGGGUGGAGGAGUGUGGAGGCUGAAGUGGCAUCCUGUUAAUGAAUACCUGCUCCUAGCUGCCUGCAUGCACAAUGACUUCCACAUUCUGAACUGCCAGCAAACGCUCGAUGGAAAUGAAGGGCCAUGCCCCAUUCUAGCAUCUUACAUCCUGCACAACUCAUUAGCAUAUGGAGCAGACUGGUCAUGGCUUCCUCUGAGCAGCCCUCCACCUUCACCCCCUCAGACUGAAGCAACACCAGCCAGUGUCACCCCCGCUGAACCUGAAGGCCACCUUAGGAUCCAGUAUGAAUCUCCCACUGCCAGCUUUGACGUCUCGCUGGAGGACGACUGUGGACACUACAUCCCUGACCAUGCUUCUCCUACAGGACAGAGAACUAUACCAGCUUCAGCUCCCAGUGUUGAAGACCCAAACUCUGUGUCAUGCCUGCUAGCCACCUGCUCCUUUUAUGACCACAUGCUGCAUGUUUGGAGGUGGGACUGGAACCCAGACAAGACUGAGACAGAAUCGGGUAGUGGUGAGGCUGGGUCUGCUUCCUCUUCUUAAAAUCCAACUAUGAAGUCUCUGAAGUGUGAUUGAGACUAAACAGAAGCCAUAACUAAUAAACAUCAUGUGGAUUUUGCAAUACUGUAA
Molecule: messenger RNA, 1456 nt
Organism: Trichomycterus rosablanca
Lineage: Eukaryota; Metazoa; Chordata; Actinopteri; Siluriformes; Trichomycteridae
Gene: dph7
Product: diphthamide biosynthesis 7
Exons: 9
Coding region: 32-1369 (445 amino acids)
Biological process (GO): protein histidyl modification to diphthamide
Cellular component (GO): cytoplasm
Molecular function (GO): protein binding; diphthine methylesterase activity
Source: RefSeq, a predicted model, not a curated record